AUGCCUGGGGUACGUGUGCAGCGCCUUAUGCGGCUUAUCGACGAGUCGCGCCCGUUCCAGCACGGAUCGGAUUGUCAUGCAUCCGCACGGAAGCUGGAAAUGGCAUAUCAUGAGAUAUGCCUGUUGGCAGAAACAUCUCUAAUGGACCUCAACGCUGACAUGAUUCUUACCUUUUGCAUGCAAGCUUGCGCGCACGGCGACGAGGAGAAAGCAAGUCACGUCUUCCAGGUUGGCCGCUGA
Eimeria acervulina is the source of this 240-nucleotide messenger RNA. RefSeq lists its product as hypothetical. The record is from RefSeq and is a predicted model, not a curated record. NCBI's taxonomy places the organism in Eukaryota, Apicomplexa, Conoidasida, Eucoccidiorida, Eimeriidae. The transcript has 2 exons. The coding region runs from base 1 to 240 and encodes 79 amino acids.